Molecule: messenger RNA, 2765 nt
Organism: Nematolebias whitei (Rio pearlfish)
Lineage: Eukaryota; Metazoa; Chordata; Actinopteri; Cyprinodontiformes; Rivulidae
Gene: mcm6
Product: minichromosome maintenance complex component 6
Exons: 18
Coding region: 83-2554 (823 amino acids)
Biological process (GO): double-strand break repair via break-induced replication; DNA replication initiation; mitotic DNA replication
Cellular component (GO): MCM complex; nucleus
Molecular function (GO): single-stranded 3'-5' DNA helicase activity; single-stranded DNA binding; ATP binding
Source: RefSeq, a predicted model, not a curated record
GUGUGGAGUUGAGCGUGCGGUGGUGUGGACGGUGUUCUCUGCUCCAGUUUCUGAGUGUUUCCUACCUCUACCGAGCCGCAGCAUGGAUGUCGCCGCAGCAGCCGCGGAGCAUGCCGGGACGAUGGUGAAGGACGAGCUGGCAGAAAAAUGUCAGAAGUUGUUUCAAGCUUUCUUGGAGGAGUUUCAGAGCGGAGAUGGAGAGGUGAAGUACGUCCGGGAGGCCGAGGAGCUGAUCCGGCCUGAGAGGAACACCCUGCUGGUGAGCUUCACAGACCUGGAGGGCUUCAACCAGGAGCUGGCCACCACCAUCCAGGAGGAGUACUACAGAGUGUAUCCUUACCUCUGCCGAGCUGUGCGCAACUUCGCUCGGGAUCAUGGGAACGUUCCUCUGAACAAAGAGUUCUACGUCGCCAUCGAGGAUCUGCCCACCAGACACAAGAUCCGUGAGCUGUCCUCCAUGCGUAUCGGCACCCUGGUGAAGAUCAGCGGUCAAGUGGUGAGGACGCACCCAGUCCACCCUGAGCUGGUGAGCGGUACCUUCCUGUGCAUGGACUGCCAGGCGCUGAUCAAAGACGUCCCUCAACAGUUCAAGUACUCCCCACCAACCAUCUGCAGGAACCCUGUCUGCAACAACCGCUCCCGCUUCCACCUUGACACCCACAAGUCCAAAUUCAUUGACUUCCAGAAGGUGCGAAUCCAGGAGACGCAGGCGGAGCUGCCUCGAGGUUCCAUCCCACGUUCCCUCGAGAUCAUCCUGAGGGCAGAAGCUGUGGAGACGGCUCAGGCCGGGGACCGCUGCGACUUCACCGGGACUCUCAUCGUUGUGCCAGACGUGUCUCAGCUCAGUACUCCUGGCUUGCGGGCAGAGACCAGCACUCGUGUAGCUGGAGGUUCUAAAGGCUUCGAGUCGGAGGGUUUAAGAGGACUGAAGGCUCUGGGAGUCCGAGAGCUGUCCUACAGACUGGCUUUCCUGGCCUGCAACGUGGCCCCGACCAACCCACGGUUUGGUGGGAAGGAGCUGCGGGAUGAGGAGCAAACCGCUGAAAGCAUCAAGAGCCAGAUGACAGAGAAGGAGUGGGAGAAAGUGUUCGAGAUGAGCCAGGACAAGAACCUGUACCACAACCUGUGCACCAGCCUCUUCCCCACCAUCCACGGUAACGACGAGGUGAAGCGAGGCGUCCUGCUCAUGCUGUUUGGAGGCGUUCCCAAGACGACCAUGGAAGGAACGUCCCUGAGAGGAGACGUGAACGUCUGCAUUGUAGGAGAUCCGAGUACAGCCAAGAGCCAGUUCUUGAAACAUGUUGAGGAGUUCAGUCCCCGUGCCGUGUACACCAGUGGGAAGGCCAGCAGCGCUGCAGGUCUGACAGCGGCCGUGGUCCGAGACGAGGAGUCGCACGAGUUUGUCAUCGAGGCUGGAGCUCUGAUGCUCGCAGACAACGGAGUGUGCUGCAUCGAUGAGUUUGAUAAGAUGGACCUCAAGGACCAGGUGGCCAUUCACGAAGCCAUGGAGCAGCAGACCAUCAGCAUCACCAAGGCUGGAGUGAAGGCUACGCUGAACGCCCGCACCUCCAUCCUGGCUGCUGCCAACCCGGUCAGUGGGCGCUACGACCGCAGCAAGAGCCUGAAGCAGAACGUGAACCUGUCGGCGCCCAUCAUGAGCCGCUUCGACCUCUUCUUCAUCCUGGUGGAUGAAUGUAACGAGGUUACAGAUUACGCCAUCGCCAGGCGAAUUGUGGACCUGCACUCCCGAGUGGAGGAAUCUGUGGACAGACUGUACUCUCUGGACGAGAUCCGCAGAUACCUGCUCUUUGCCAGGCAGUUCAAACCAAAGAUCUCCUGUGAGUCCGAGGAGUUCAUCGUGGAGCAGUACAAGCGUCUCCGGCAGCGCGACGGCUCCGGCAGCGUCUCCAAAUCUGCCUGGAGGAUCACGGUGCGACAGCUGGAGAGCAUGAUCCGCCUUUCAGAGGCCAUGGCCCGCAUGCACUGCUGCGACGAGGUGCAGCCCAAACACGUGAAGGAAGCCUUCCGUCUCCUCAACAAGUCCAUCAUCAGAGUGGAGACGCCUGAUGUCAACCUGGAGCAGGAGGACGAGCUGGAGGAGGAGCAGCAGGACGAUGGCGUGAACGUCCCCAAUGGAGUCAAUGGCGUCAACGGUCAUGCUGAUGGUAUUAAUGGUCAUAUAGACGACGUAAAUGGUCACGCUGAGCCCGGCACCCAGCCCAAACCGUCCCUCCGCCUGUCCUUCGCCGAAUACAAACGCAUCUCCAACCUGCUGGUCCUACAUCUGCGCCGAGUGGAGGACGCUGAGGAAGAGGAGGAGCUGAAGAAAACCUCAGUGGUUAACUGGUACCUGAAGGAGAUCGAAGCAGAGAUCGACUCUGAAGAAGAGCUGAUCAAUAAGAAGGCUCUGAUAGAGAAGGUUAUCCACCGGCUGGUGCACUUUGAUCACAUCCUCAUCGAGCUGUCCCAGGCAGGCCUGAAGGGCUCGGAGUCCGAGAGCGCAGAGGAAGGCGUUGUUCUUGUCGUCAACCCAAACUACAUUUUGGAGGACUAAAUUUGAAAACACCAUAGAUGCUCGUACGUACCAGUGUUGAAGAUGCUUGUGGCCUUACUAUCUGAAUCGAUCUGACGUGUACAAAGAGAAAAAGUAAGGCGUUGUAAAUAUGCUGCUGUUUCUUACAAUAGUUUUGGACUUUUUAGUCGGUUGAACUUGUCUGAACUGAGCAAGUGUUCAUUUCUUUCUCAAACUGUAUAAUAAAUACACA